AUAUGUAAACAGUGGCUUUGAAUUCUUGUUGAAUUGCUAUUCUCAAACUUUUAUUUAUGCACUGAAUUUUGUUGUUCUGUGAAAUGGAGAUUGAGAAUUUUUAUUCUUGUUAGAAGAUUUUAUGGAUUUGGCCAUUUAAAGUGUGAUCUUGCCCUCUUGUGUUUCACUUUGGUAAUGAUAUGUAACAGUGGCUUUGGGUUCUUGUUGAAUAGCUAUUUUCAAAAGAAAAAAUUCCCUUGGAGAAAAUAGGAAUAUGUAUUGAAUUUGUGUGUUUUGCUAUACUAUGUAAGAUUGAGAUUAGGAAUUUUUCUUCUUGUUGGAAGAUUCUGAUGAAUUUAACCUUUUUAGCUUCCAAUUAUGCUUUGAUUCUCUCUUUUAGUUAUGGAAUCUCUAUGGGGAAUAAGGUUCUUUUUUGGUGAAUUUGGCCUUUUAGCUCCCAAUUAUGCUUUUGUUUCUCUCUUCUGUGACAAAAGCUGUGAUCUUGCCCUCUUGUGUUUCACUUUGGUUAUGAUAUGCAAACAGUGGCUUUGAAUUCUUGUUGAAUAACUAUUUUAAAACAAAAAAAAUCCCAUGGAGAAAAUAGGAUUAUGUUGAAUUUGUGUCUUUUGCUAUGCUAUAUGAGAUCGAGAUUCGGAAUUUUCCUUCUUGUUAGAAGAUUGAACUUAGAUGCAACCCCACAUUGCCCCCAUAGUUAAGUCUAAAAUGGCAGUGGAGACGUCAACGAGUGGUGACAUUUCUAGCAAGAACAAUGGAAAGAUUCGUAAAAGAAUUCACAAAUCCGAGAGGGAGAAGAUGAAACGCGAGAAUUUGAACGAGCUGUUUCUUGCUCUAGCAAAUUCUUUAGAAGUAUCUGAUCAGAACAACGGCAAGGCUUCCAUGUUGGUUGCAGCCACGCGAACAGUGAAAGACAUGCUGGAUCAGAUUGAACGUCUCAGAAAAGAGAACGCCACCUUGUUGUCCGAAUCCAAAUAUGUUAAUGUUGAGACGAGCGAGCUAAAGGAUGAUAACACUGCUUUGGAGGCGGAGAUUGGUAAACUUCGGACAGAGAUCAAAUCAAAGACCAAAUUACAGCUCGACCUCAACAUGGCCCCUCCUGAAUGUCAUAACAACGAGCAUGCAUCCCACGAUCUUGAUAGUCCUUUUGUCUUUCCCGUAGUGCAACACGGUACACGAGGGCAAAUAACUCCUUCACAUCUUGCCACAUUCUGCUCGAACAUCCAAGAUCCUCCAGAGGUCGGUAUUGGACAACUCGCAUCCACGCAUAUUUCUCUAGUGAGCAAACCACACGCUCGAUAUCUCACUCCAGCCGACAAAUGGCCGUCUCAAGUUCUAGAAUACCAGUCCGAGUUAGGAAGAGCAGUUCCUCAAGGUUAUAGAAACAGCAAAUAAUGAGGAGUUAGUACUAGUGCUUUAUGUAUAUUUCGGUUUCUGGUUAGUAGAGAUGUCUUCGUGAAUUUUAGACCAUCCCGAUGCAACACAUGGCAUGUAGAACAGGGAAUUAGAAAGUCGUAUGGAAAGGUCUAUAUGUUUCUCCAUUCUCUCAUUCUGUUUCGAGAUCGAUAUGAUGAAUCAAAUUAUAUCUUUGUCAA
This is a messenger RNA of Salvia splendens (bonfire salvia), 1589 nucleotides long. Its product is annotated as transcription factor bHLH47. Gene Ontology annotation, molecular function: protein dimerization activity. The record is from RefSeq and is a predicted model, not a curated record. Bases 667 to 1389 code for a protein of 240 amino acids. Lineage: Eukaryota; Viridiplantae; Streptophyta; Magnoliopsida; Lamiales; Lamiaceae. The transcript has 5 exons.